UGCCAAAACGAUGAUUUCGCACAAACAUUGCUAUAUUCUGAAAUGCCAAAAUAUUAUACCUGGAAUCAAUCCUCAAGGAGAUUUAUACGACGGAAACAAGGAAAACCAGUUCCAGGAUAUACAGAUGUAUAUUCCACCGAUGCGAUUGGCCGGAUUUAUUCAGUACAUCCAAGCAAUGAUGAAUGUUUUUAUUUACGACUGCUAUUAGUCAAUGUACGUGGCGCAACAUCAUUCCAACAGUUACGAACUGUUGAUGGUGAAUUGUGUGGAUCCUACAGAGAAGCCUGUCAACGUUUGCAAUUACUUGAAAAUGACGCUCAUUGGGAUCAAACUCUCAAUGAUGCUGUAAUAUCAUCACACGCUCAUCAAAUACGAACAUUGUUUUCUAUAAUCAUAUCUACAUGCUUCCCAUCAAACCCAAUUGAUUUGUGGAUCAAGUACAAAGAUUAUAUGUGUGAUGAUAUUUUGUAUCAAAUACGGAAUAGAAUGGGAAAUCCAAAUAUACAAAUCAGUGAAGAAAUUUACAAUGAAGCAUUGAUUUCAAUUGAGGACAUGUGCUUGAUAAUGUCAAACAAACUAUUAAUUCAAUUAGGCCUGACGGCGCCCAAUCGUCCAAUGCAUGACGCUUUUAACCAAGAGUUGCAUCGAGAAAGACUGUAUGAUCUCAACGCUUUGAAAGAAUUAAUUCAAACAAAUCUUCCACUGUUAAAUGAACAACAGAAGUAUGUAUUUGAAACUCUUAUGAAAGUAACAAAUGAUGAAACUGGAGGAAUUUACUUCUUAGAUGCACCUGGUGGUACAGGAAAAACUUUUUUGAUUUCAUUAAUAUUAGCAACAAUUCGCUCACAAAAUAAAAUUGCACUUGCACUCGCUUCGUCGGGAAUCGCAGCAACUUUGCUUGAAGGUGGUCGAACAGCCCAUUCAGCACUAAAAUUGCCAUUAAAUAUGCAAAGCAAUAAAACUCCAACCUGUAACGUUUCGAAGAACUCUGCAAUGGCAAAGGUUUUGCAGCAAUGUAAAUUGAUUGUUUGGGAUGAAUGCACGAUGGCACAUAAAAAAUCUUUGGAGGCUUUAGACAGAACCUUAAAAGAUCUACGGAGCAAUAAUAACCGAUUUGGUGGUGCAAUGAUUUUAUUAGCAGGAGAUUUUCGUCAAACAUUGCCAGUGAUUCCACGAUCAACGCCAGCUGAUGAACUCAAUGCAUGUCUAAAGUCUUCCAAUUUGUGGAAACAUGUCAAAGUACUUCAUUUAAGCAAGAAUAUGCGUGUCGAGUUGCAAAAUGACCAAUCUGGAAACAUAUUCUCUAAACAACUCAUUGACAUUGGUAAUGGCAAAUUACCUAUAGACAUGUUGACUGGCUGCAUUAACUUUCCUCAAAGUUUUUGUCAGUUAACUCAAUCAAAAGAUGAACUUAUUCAGAAGGUGUUUCCAGAUGUUUCUCAAAAUUACAGAAACCAUGAUUGGUUGAGCGAACGAGCUAUACUGGCUGCAAAAAACAUAGAUGUAAAUGAAUUAAAUUUCAAAAUUCAAGAACAAAUUACAGGCGAAUUGAGGAUAUAUAAAUCAGUUGAUUCGGCUACUAAUCAAGAUGAUGUAGUCAACUAUCCACCGGAAUUUUUAAACUCGCUGGAUUUGCCAGGAUUGCCACCUCACAAUCUUCAAUUAAAGGUCGGAUCGGUGGUUAUAAUGUUGCGAAAUAUCAACCAACCGCGUCUUUGCAACGGUACACGGUUAGCGAUAAAAAAAUUACUAAACAAUGUGAUAGAAGCAACUAUACUCAAAGGAAAGUAUAAAGGAGAAGAUGUUCUCAUACCGCGCAUCCCAAUGAUUCCGACUGAUGUGCCAUUUGAGUUUAAACGACUACAGUUUCCAGUGCGGCUUGCUUUUGCUAUGACUAUAAACAAGUCCCAGGGGCAAUCAUUAAGUGUUUGUGGUAUUAAUCUAGAAAACCCAUGUUUCUCACAUGGUCAAUUGUAUGUUGCUGUUCCCGUGUUGGAAAACCAUCAGAUUUGUUUAUCUAUGCGCCAGGUAAUCAAACAAAAAACAUCGUAUACCACAAAGCACUACAAUGAUAAUAAUAAUUAUUAUUUAUGAUUCACAUGAUUAACAAUAAAGCGAUUACUUACUUUUAAAUCCUUAUAUAUGUUUUAUUUAAUUAUUUUUUAUUCACAACGCCCUAUCACCAGGGUGACGGUUCUGUUCAGGAGAAUUUUUUAAAAUACGUAGGCACAAAAACUGCCACAUUACAAAUCUUUUUGACAGGACGAAGUCUGUCGGGUCAGCUAGUUGUAAAUAAAAAUACUUUUUAAAAAAGUUAAAAGUGCCUCAAAGAACAUUUGUGGCGCAACGAACAAAUUUGUACAGAAACACAAGUUUUCCUGGUAAACUUUAGUUGUUAAACUAGACGAUCCAUCGAAUCAAGGCGAGAAAAACGUAGUAUGCAGAAGACAUCACCAGUGAUCAUCUUCUUAGUCCUACCGGGAAGUCUGUCGCAUCAAUAAAAUUAUUGAGAAGUGGUUUUGGUAACCAGGACCAUUCACAAAAAUGAACUCCAAUAACAACCAAAAUCAAAUGUCUUCAUCACAACCUAUCACAACUAACCGCACAAAAUCCUAUGUUGAUGCAAUUCUAACUAAAUCUCCUCCUCCUACUUUUCUAAAUAGGGAUCAAGCCAUUAUCUUUCAUUCUAUUCCCAGC
Messenger RNA from Diorhabda carinulata, 2697 nucleotides. RefSeq names its product ATP-dependent DNA helicase pif1-like. Gene Ontology annotation, biological process: telomere maintenance; DNA repair. The transcript has 2 exons. Bases 43 to 2094 code for a protein of 683 amino acids. The record is from RefSeq and is a predicted model, not a curated record. Lineage: Eukaryota; Metazoa; Arthropoda; Insecta; Coleoptera; Chrysomelidae. Gene Ontology annotation, molecular function: DNA helicase activity.